Messenger RNA from Procambarus clarkii (red swamp crayfish), 2611 nucleotides. RefSeq names its product serine/threonine receptor kinase thickveins (gene tkv). Gene Ontology annotation, cellular component: plasma membrane; signaling receptor complex. Gene Ontology annotation, molecular function: ATP binding; transforming growth factor beta receptor activity, type I; SMAD binding. Lineage: Eukaryota; Metazoa; Arthropoda; Malacostraca; Decapoda; Cambaridae. Gene Ontology annotation, biological process: protein phosphorylation; BMP signaling pathway; dorsal/ventral pattern formation. The record is from RefSeq and is a predicted model, not a curated record.
GCCUCAGUGAAAAAAUGGCCGCCAUGGCCCCAAGUCCUGGGCGAGGAGCUGGUGAACAUGGCGCCCUGGCGCUCUUACUGUGCCUGCUAGUGCUCUACAAGGAAGCUUGGGGUCUUCUGUGUUACUGUGAAGGUCUGUGCCCUGAUCCUAAUAACUUCAAUGGUACGUGUGAAGCAAUGUCCAACUCUUUCUGCUUUAGUGCUGUGGAGCUCCUUUAUGACCAGGAAACAGACCAAUGGAAAGAGGAGCGCACUUACGGAUGUCUUGGACAAGAUGAGCUUGGGCUUAUGCAGUGCCGGGCAUACUUGAUAGAGCACCAUCGUCCCAAGAAUAUAUCUUGCUGCAGAGAGUACGACAGGUGCAACGAGGGGUUAUUGCCGCAGCUCUCGCCACAGAAACCCUCGGUUGCGCCGCCAAGAAAUUUUCCAGAGAGCCUUCUGCUUGUCACUUUGCCUGUAGCCUUUGUUGCUGUACUGGCGCUGACAAUGUCUGUCUGGUACAGGUAUCGGCAGCGGGAGUCCAAUAUACUUGUGUACAACAAGCCUAUGGGGAUUGUGAUGGGACCAAGUGAUACCCUGAGUGAUCUCAUUGAGCAGUCUUCUGGGUCAGGCUCUGGACUUCCUCUCUUGGUCCAGCGCACCAUAGCAAAACAGAUACAGCUUGUGCAGAGCGUUGGUAAGGGUCGUUACGGUGAGGUGUGGCUCGGACGAUGGAGGGGCGAGAGGGUUGCUGUCAAAGUGUUUUUUACUACUGAUGAAGCAUCCUGGUUUAGAGAGACAGAAAUUUAUCAGACAGUUUUAUUAAGACAUGAAAAUAUCUUAGGUUACAUUGCAGCUGACAUCAAGGGAACGGGGUCUCUAACGCAGAUGCUUCUUAUAACAGACUACCACCAGCUGGGUUCUCUUCACGACUACCUUCAGAAUACCACCCUAAACUAUUUUACCAUGAUUCGCCUCUCCUUGUCUACUUCUUGUGGCAUAUCACACUUACACACGGAAAUUUUUGGAACUAAAGGGAAACCAGCCAUUGCUCACAGAGACAUCAAGAGUAAAAAUAUCCUAGUUAAAAGAAAUGGAGAGUGUUGUAUUGCUGACUUUGGCCUAGCAGUUAAAUAUGUCAGCUCUACUGUCUGUGAGCUGAAUGUCUCCCCAUCCCUUGAAAGUGAGAAACCAGGAAAUAAUGCUGAUGAUGAUUGGUGCGCUCAUAAUGCAGGGGCUGGAAUGAUGUGUUUACAAGUCGACCCGUUCAUGCCGAGUGAGAUAGGAAGUGAGAACAACGAACUGGACUUUGGCACCAAUCCCAAAGUUGGAACACGCCGAUACAUGGCUCCAGAGGUGCUUAACGAAACUAUAAACACAAGUUGCUUCGAGUCCCUUAAAAUGGCAGAUAUUUACUCCUUUGGCUUAGUCCUCUGGGAAAUAGCUAGAAGAUGUGCAAGUGAAAAUGGAGAGAGAUAUCUUUUAGCUGAUGACUACCAGUUGCCUUACUUCAACUGUGUGCCGCCAGACCCUUCCUUUGAAGACAUGCACGAAGUUGUGUGCGUCAAGGGUAUUAGGCCAGAGAUACCUCUUCGCUGGCAUUGUAACGAGGUAUUGAAGACUAUGAGCAAAGUGAUUCAGGAAUGCUGGCAUGGCAAUCCUGCUGCUCGUCUGACAGCUCUCAGAGUGAAAAAGACACUGUAUAAACUGCAUGUUACUGAUGGCACCAAGAUUGUUUAGUGCAAAUUAUAAAUUAUUUGUUGAGUUUAUGGGUUUAGCAAAUGCAACUGUGUAGUGUAAAUCCAGUUAAAGAUUUAUAAACUUUUAUAAGAAAUUUUUUAUAUCAAAUAACUGUAUACAUAAAACCUUGUAUAGUGAUUUUUAGCCUCUUGUAAAGACGAAGCGAGUGACUUGUGGUAGAGGAGAACAACUGGCGGUGUUAGCGAUGACAAGACUGCGUGCAGUGUCUCCACAUGUGGAGUGAAACAACAAGUGCCUGAUGUGUAGUGUGAGAACAGUAACCAAGUGUGAGUGCCACUUGGAUGGACUUUAGUAAAGCCAAGUGUUGUAGAAUAGACUGUUUUAGGUGACUAUAAGAGCAAUGGGAGUCCUUGCAUUUAUUAUUGUGAUGGCGAAUCCAAAGGACAGUGAUGCUAUCACCAUUAAAAUAUAUGAAUACUUCGUCUGGAUGAGAUGACACCUUAAUAUUAUUUUAAUAUUAUUUCCCACCUGUACUAUUGCCACUAACUAUUACUGCGUGCCAUCCUAGUCUAUCACGCAGCAAUAACUUUUAGUUGUACAAGAAUCUCGUGCUGGAUUAAGUCUUACAAUAGAACUAAAUUCAUAUUCAAAUUUAAUGCUUCCUUAAAAAUACUGUAUUUCUCAUUAACAUAUGUGAUCAGAUGUGUUCAAACACUACAAUGGAAUCUGUCCAAGUGAAAUUGUCCUAAAGCACAUAUAAUGUCUGGACUGAUUGUUAAAAUGAUUGUUAAAUUGGAUUAGCACCCACAUGGAAAAUACAUAUUAAAAAAAAAUUUAUAAAACACACACACACACACACACACACACACACACACACACACACACACACACACACACACACACACACACACACACACACACACACACACACA